AAUCAAUAAAAUACCAGGACCACCAGGUUAUCCAAUUAUUGGUAAUUUAUUGCUAGGUCUACGUUCACGAGGUAAGUUAAAUCUGUUGUCAACUUUCUAACAUAUUACGCCGAUUUUAUUGACUAAGAGCCCAAAAGAUCUAAUUGUGACAAAAAGUAGGAUUAAAACAUUGACUCAGGAACGUUUAAAAGAUAUGCAAAUUAAAGGUAAUGAUUUAUGCUUCUGGAAACUGUAAACCACAUUUGCGUGCAAUUUUUAAUUUACAAAAUACGUAAAGUUUAUUUAAAAAAAUUAGAUUUGACGUUUCUAUAUUUGUAUUUGUGUAGUUUUGUAAAAAAUUAAUAAUCAGUCGUUUACUAAAAUUUUGAUCGAAAAAAUAGAGACUUUGGGAUACAAAAUACGUUGGAAAAUUUUUUAAUUAUUAUUUUUGACAAAGUUAUACUCUUUUUAAAAGAAUGAACGAAAAAACAAUCCAAAAUUUGGCCGUUUUGCAGUUUACGAAUUUAAACCCAAAUUGUGUGCUAAGUAAACUUUUAUAAAGAAAUACUAACCACAAUUUUCAAAUUUUCCAUUUUCGAGAAAUAAGGAUUUAAAGUUGAAGAAAAACGGGCAUAAAAUAAGUAAACAGACUUGUCACAUGAUUGCUUUGAAUCAAUAGUAAAAAUAUAAUUAUAUGUAAACAUAUACACACAAACAUAAAAAAAUAUGUGUGUGUGUGUGUAUAAAUAUAUGUAAAUGUAUAUGUAUUAUAUAUAUAUAUACAUAUACGGUGAUUUAUUUUAAUCAACGUUAUAUCUCACCAGGAAUACAAGAUCUUUGAAAAUGUUUUAUACAAAAGUUAUAACAUACAUGUAAAUACAUACAUGUUCAGCAAUAACAUGCCCAGUGUACCAACAUCUAUAACUUAUAGCAGAUAAAACUAUCAGAAUCAAUUUUACUUUUUUUUAAAUUUUAUUUUAAUUCAAUUUUAACUCCUUAUUUCUCAAAAAUAAAACAUGGGCUUAAGAGGUUAUACUUACUCAGGUAGGUAAAAAAAAUUGAUUUUUUUAUUGCAUUUUCUUAAUGUACAUCAUCUUAAGAAUAUUUCUCAAAAUUACAUAAGAAUCAAAGCACACGUUCAAAAGUUAUAAGCGUUUAGAGAGCGUUACUCGAGUCACAGCGCGCAGCUGCCGCUUAGUAACAUAGGUGAUACGGUGCCUUUCCCUCUCCAGGUAACGUUCUAUUGUAUCGCUUGAGAUACAUGAGCAUGUAUUCAAGUACAUUUGUAUUAGUGUGUUUUGGACCAGUUGUGUACGAGACACUUAAACGUGCAACAUCGGAAGUUCGUUACGAUCAGUUUAUUUCUCUGCAUUUACUAAGUUUUUGCCGCUUUUUUAACUAUUAUAAUUAUGGCCGGGGAUCAUCACAAAGUUACACGUGAGGACAGAGCAUCUACAAAAUCACAUAAAUCAAGACCAAAGAAAAGGAAACAAUUUUUUAAUCCAAAAACCGCAGAGACUGACGAGAAUAGUUUCAGUGCGUCUCGAAAGAAAAUGAGGCUUAGUAGGGAGGUAACCGUGCCGCUUGAUUAUUUGGUCGAAUACAGAAUUUUGAAUUUUAUACAAGUAUUUUUUCGGCUCUUUCACAGUUUGUAAACUGCAAAACAUGUGGCGGCAAUAUUAAAUUUGCACUAACAAAUACACAAGGAUUAGGCUUCAAAAUUGGGAUUAUGUGUGAUAAGUGUGAGCAGCAAAACAUUUCUUCGUGCAAGUAUAUCAACCAUUCGUACGAAAGGAUAUCUGGAAAAUUUUAUUUAAUUUAAGUGACCAGUAUUAUCCUAUUUUUAAAGUAUGGACUAUUUUUAUAACUAUGGUAUCUAUUCGUCACCCCAAUGAUCUGGAGAUAAUACUCAAUAAUACAAAACACAUUGACAAGGGUAUGAUUUAUGACAAAUUAAGUCCUUGGUUUGGUACGGGUCUUCUUCUCAGUACAGGCUCCAAAUGGCAAUCACGACGAAAGCUAUUAACACCCACAUUUCAUUUUAAAAUAUUAAAGCAAUUUACUGAGAUUUUAAUUAAAGAGAGCGAAAACAUGACAAAGUCUUUGGAGAGUGCAGGAGGUGUCAUUACAAAAGAAUUAAUACCAUUUAUUAGUGAACAUACAUUAAAUAUAAUAUGUGAAACAGCCAUGGGGACUUCUCUUCGAGGAAUGGGUUCACUCCAGCAACAAUAUCGAAAAGCAGUUCACCGAAUGGGUGAGCUUCUUAUUUAUAGGGUAUUGAGACCAUGGUUAUAUAACGAUUGGAUAUUCUCGUUGACGCCAAAAGGCAGAGAACAAAGGAAAAUUUUGAAGAUAUUACACGGAUUUACUGAAAAAAUUAUUGCAGAAAGAAAAAUUUAUCAUAAACAUCAUGGACAAUAUUUGAAGAAUCUUAGCGAAGGGACAGUUGAUGCAGAAACUAUUGGAAUGGAGAAAAAGCAGCUCGCUAUAUUGGAUCUUUUAAUAUUGGCAUCUGAAGAAGGUUUUUUAACUGAUUCCGAUAUAAGAGAGGAAGUCGACGUUUUUAUUUUUGGGGGUUACGAUACUACAUCAGUAGCUAUGGCCUUUGCUUUAUCACUCCUGGCCGAACAUAAAGAUAUUCAGGAUUGUGUCAGAAAAGAAGUCGAUGCUAUUAUGCAAGAAAAUCAAGGAAAACUUACCAUGAAAUCGUUGCAAGAUCUACACUAUUUAGAGAGAUGUAUAAAAGAAUCGUUACGUUUAUAUCCGAGUAUUUAUUUUAUAACACGAGUUACUUCGGAAAAGAUACAAUUAAACUCAUAUUUAAUACCUGCCAAAACACUAGUACAUCUUAAUAUACGUGAUGUUCAUAGAGAUCCUAAUUUUUGGCCAAAUCCAGAAAUAUUUAAUCCAGAUAGAUUUUUACCUGAAAAUUUCCAAAAACGUCAUCCUUAUUCUUAUAUACCAUUCAGUGCUGGACCACGUAAUUGCCUUGGUCAACGAUUUGCUUUGCUGGAAAUGAAAGCGAUGAUAGCUUUUUUGAUUCACAAUUUUUAUUUGGAACCCGAGGAUUAUUUAAAGGACUUACGAUUGGAAGUUGAUAUAUUGCUACACUCUGUACAUCCGCAUCGUAUAAAAUUUGUUCCAAUCGCCAAAAAAUGCAAAUAAGUAUUUAAAAAUAAUUUAAAUUCCAAGAAAUGACAAUUGCAUUGUGUAUAAAAAUGAAGAAAAUUGACAUGCAUAUUAUAUGCAUUUAUAGAUACACAUUAAUAAUUAAAAUAAUAUAUAUGCACGUGUACAUAUACUAUAUAUAUGUAUAUAUUAUACUAUAUAUAUGUAUAUAUUAUACUAGCUUUUUUGCCCGCGCUUCGCGCCGGCGAAAAAGCUCUUACUUCACGCACACACAUAUACAGGGUGUCCCAAAACAUACUGGACAACGCUUGUGAAAAAGUAGAAGGAAUCGAAAUGAACAUAAAAGUUUAAUAUUGUCUUGCCCUUUGCACUUCGAAUUAUAUUUCAAUUUUGUAACCAGCAGUUCCCAACGCUUUUAAGUGUUUUAUUUGAAAUUUACUUCAACUAGGAAAUGGGACAAUUUAAAUAAAUAAAGGAAGAAAUAAAUUCAAUUAAAUGUCAGUUUUAUUUACACUAUUGUUGUAUUUUGUAAUUUUCCAGUGUAUGAUAUUGCUAUAAUAUUGUACUAAUAGUAUAAUAUAAUAUAAUAUUGCACUAAUUGAGUAAGUUCUCUUGAAUAAGACAAAGCGGCCAUUAAAAUUAACUGGAGGAAGUUUAAAUAUAAGGAUCUUGCUUGAUUAAGGUAAAUAAUGUAGACUAUGUAGAAUCAUUCGUGCAUAUUAUUAAAAAAUUUUGUAUGUAUUUCUUUUAUAGAUUUGGAAAUGUUUUUCCAGAAUUAAAGUUUAUGUAUUAAUAUCAGCUUAUUAUGAAUUGAAUUUUAUAUCAAGAAUUUAAAAAAAUUUUUCAGAUUACACUUUUUAAAUACGAAAUUUUCGCACUCAUUAAAUUUUUUUAUUAGAAACGUCUAUGCUCAAUCUGAAAGUACAGUAUUGUUUUUAAAUGUUUGCUUCACUUGGGCUCAGGCUUAAUUUGUGCGUAUAAGGUCAACAAUUUUUACAUCAGACAUAUUUUGUUACGAGUCGACGCCAAAAGCCGACAAUUUUAAAUUUGUUUUUUUGUCGUUUUUCCUACAAAAUCAUCACGGCCCGACUUUGUUAUCAUCUACACUUUAAUUCUGGAGAAAGAUUUUUAAUUCAGUAAAUACAAUUAAACAUAGAUCUUAUAUACCUGGAUACGCCUUCCUCAUUAGAAGAAAAGAGAAAACGGAAGUCUAUACUUCUAUCCUUCAGAGGACAUGUCAAAACGCAUGCAUAAAAUGACGUAUUCAAUACGGCAGACAAUUUGAACAUCUGCAUACAUCACAUCUUUGAGUAUAAACUCAAAGCAUCACAUGCAGUCACAAUUCACCUAACCUAGUAUAAUUAUAUAACAACAAUGAGCAAGAGAUGCUAUAUACUCGCGAAUAAUUUGUUCCAGUAUGUAUUCCGUAAUUAUAUCUUAUGUAAUUGUCUAAUUAAUAUUAUAAAAUAUGUAUAUCCAUUAGAUUUAUAUAUUGUAUUAAGUUUAUAUGUAUUAAUAUAAUUU
Messenger RNA from Monomorium pharaonis (pharaoh ant), 4632 nucleotides. Its product is annotated as cytochrome P450 4C1. NCBI's taxonomy places the organism in Eukaryota, Metazoa, Arthropoda, Insecta, Hymenoptera, Formicidae. The transcript has 12 exons. Gene Ontology annotation, molecular function: iron ion binding; heme binding; monooxygenase activity. The coding region runs from base 1849 to 3144 and encodes 431 amino acids. The record is from RefSeq and is a predicted model, not a curated record.